This is a messenger RNA of Leptinotarsa decemlineata (Colorado potato beetle), 1090 nucleotides long. RefSeq names its product CDAN1-interacting nuclease 1. Lineage: Eukaryota; Metazoa; Arthropoda; Insecta; Coleoptera; Chrysomelidae. The record is from RefSeq and is a predicted model, not a curated record.
GAUGUUUUGUUUUGGAGUUAUAGGUUUGGUUCUGUCUUUUUGAACCUGUUAUUGUUAUUUUAGUUUAUUGGUUUCUUUGAACAAAAAACGUGUAAAUGGAACCCGAAAUUUAUUUUAACAUUGUUUCUCACAUAAGAAAAAGCCGCGGUCUGACUAGAACUUGCAUGAAGCAGUUAGUAAAAUUAUUUCCUGAACAAAGUUAUGACACGUUAUUCAGUAUUUUGUCACUGGAAUACCAGAAACGAAUGAAAUGCAACCACAUGAAGACCCAAAUGAAUAAAAACAAGUAUUGGGAACUUUACCUAGAAGGAGUUAAAAACAUGGACAGUCCAGGCAUUAUAGUGAGGAUAGCUGAACGACUUGAUGUAGCACCAUGUUUGGUUGCGAAACUUAUUUUGAGUCAGUAUUUUGAGAAUAACGAAAGCUCAGGAUUGAGUGAUCAAGUAACCUUAAAUGUAAAUAGUUAUUUACGAGACACUACUUUGAUUCCGGAUAUGAAUUUGGCUUCUGAAAUUUUUUUAGUAGGUACUUUUGUAUUAACCGGUACAGACUCUUUAAUUUCUAAUUUAUACAUUAAUUCUGUGGGACAGCAGUAUGAGGUAAAACUGUGCAGAGAAGUAACUAAACUUGGUCUGGGAUUCAGAGAUGAAGAACAUCUCAGAAAACAUGGGUAUGAUAAAACUCCAGAUUGCAAGUUGGAGGUACCAGUAAUGAUUGACGGACUUGUGGUGAAUUGGAUUGAAAGUAAAGCUUUGUUUGGAGACGAGGACGUUCACAAGGAUUACAUGAAAAAUCAAUAUUUGAGUUACUGGAAUAGAUUUGGACCCGGCUUGGUAAUAUAUUGGUUUGGAUAUGUUCAAACUAUUGUAGAACCUAAUGACAAAAGGUUUACAAUUAGGGACCAUGUACCACAAAAUAUGAUUCAUAUAUCGCUUCCUAAUUUUGAAAUGGAUGAUACCCCUGGAACUGGAACUUGAAAGAUUUAUAUAUGGGGGAUUUAGUAUUUCUGGAUAUGAAAAAGGGACAUAUUCUCUGAAGUGGGAAACUUCAAUUGGAUCAGUCAGUGGAAACAAUAAACUUAUGGAGUAUA